This is a messenger RNA of Mytilinidion resinicola, 2657 nucleotides long. RefSeq lists its product as uncharacterized. Bases 288 to 2657 code for a protein of 789 amino acids. The transcript has 4 exons. Lineage: Eukaryota; Fungi; Ascomycota; Dothideomycetes; Mytilinidiales; Mytilinidiaceae. The record is from RefSeq and is a predicted model, not a curated record.
AGUACAUAUCCACCUCCACCGCCCUCUCCCGCCCCACAGCUCGCACAGCUCCGCCAGACCAUCCCGCCGAGCACGCGCGCACCCGUCCAGCGUCCAGCGUCCAGCGUCCAGCGUCCAGAGCGCCCCUCCCCAGCCUCGGAUCCAAGUGCCCGUGUCUCUGCGCCCAUACAUCUCACCACCCCUCCCGCGACACGCCUGCUCUGUUUUGAGAUUGCGGCAUAACCGUCUCAGUAUCAUGAGAAAGUUCCGGGUGCUAUAGCUACAUAGACGAUCGUUAUGCCAAAGACAUGAACAGCGACAUUGGCCGGUGGGAGCGGAGUCAACGACACCAGUUUGAUGCGUACCAGCCUCAAUCUCCUCGGGGAUCCUACCGACCGAGUCCGCCGCUGCGCGCCUUCGCUGCUGACUACUUCGCCGCGCCCGAUCAACAGUUCAAGCAGGUUUCCCGCACCACCAAAACGAGCCCGGUCAUCACGCGCACGCGUGUCGAGCGCCAUGCCUCAUCACACGAACGACCGACGUCGAGUGGAGGCCGCGGUUCUCUACUACCUUUCCGACCCUUCAUUCCCCCGCGACGCGCCGAGUCGUACUCGCAUCCCACCGCUCUCGAGGAUUUCCGGACAACGAGGAGGUGGCCGCCGCGCGGGUUCGGUGAGCAUCAGGCCCUGACCCACAGAGAGGCCGAGGACUUGAUAUGUGCCGGAGCAUCGACGUUCAAGGGAUACUAUGAGGCGAUUCCAAAUGCGCCGGAGGGCUACAACAAGUUCUUUGCCGUCAUGGGCUCGGAGCAUAGCCUCAGGACCGACCGCGCCGAGUUCCAUCACCCGUCAUAUAGGGACAUGUCGCUGCCAAUGACCGGGCCUGUGGACUGCGAGUUUUCGUGGAUCUCGUUGGAACAGCCGUCGAUGGCGUAUUGCUUUGGAGCGAGUCCGGGGACUACGACUUUGAAUUUCCGGGUCAGCAAGUCCGGGAGCACACACCCUGCGAUGAAAUUUGCGAAAAAUGUCAAGCCGCGGAAGCUGAAACUACUAUUGAUUUUGGAGCGCCUCAGGCAAUUGGAAACAGGGCUCGAGGAGGAUGAUCCCGAGGAGCUCUACCGUUACCUGUACAGCCAUCUCAUCGAGGACCCGGAGCGCUAUGACAACCCCCACACUGGAAUGGAGCAGCAGAUUGCGGACCUCAUCACUGUGUUGACAAAUCCGGAUUGGAUUGAUUUCACGUCGCCCAAGAAUCAGGUCGUGGCCAAGUACUUUGACUCUCCGGACGCGAGCCGGAAGCAGCUUUUCUUUCAUCAGCUUCUCCUUUCUGUAGAACUAUAUCUUCGCAUCCAUUCCAAGGACCACACGGACAAGGCCAAGCGGAAACUCCUGAAACAACUCCCGCCCAAGAUUGCCUGGGAUCUUGCAGUGGCCCAGCGGUGGUUAGAGAACAUGUCCAUAUCGAAACCGCGGACUUCAUCUAAGCAGAGUACCUUCAGCUUUGACCUCCGGAGUAAGAAGAGACAGAAGACCGCUCUCCGGACGUUUGCCCUGACCCUCAAAUGGCCAAACAUGGACGAAUUAGACUACGUGCUCGACGAAAAAGACCGUGAGGAAAAGACCCUUGAAGACCGCUCUGCGGACACCAUGUCCUGGUUUACAGGCGUCAUUCUGCCCGGCGUAACCCUUCCCUGGCUCCUCAUGAAUACCCUUAUAGACUGCGACCGUGACACCGGCGACCCCUUGAAGUACCUCACCCACAUCCACCCGGAAUCCGGCUUCCAGUACCGUGCCAACACUUACUGGUCCUACCAAUGCAUUGUCGGCAAAGUCCUCGGCGCCGCCCGGGGUGUCAACGCGAUCGCAGGCUGGAUCGGCCCGUGCAUCUUCACGCCUGACCUGAAGCGCACUGAAUGCGUUCGCGUGCGGCAAGCCGUACCCCCGGAACCGCGCCUCACGACGCAGGACGUCAGCUCCAUGGAUGUGCGGACGAAUCCCUUAGGACCGUUGGAGGAGGCGUACCCGAUUGCUGACUACGAGGUGCCGAUGCCGGAUACGGAGGAUAUCACUGAUUUAAUCCGCAUGGAGAAGCUGGGAUUCCAGCCCGUGAAGAAUCAGCCGAGCUCGAGUCGGUAUGGGGAUGGGGCGCCUUUGCUAUUUGAUGCGGCGAUUGUGUUUGCCUGCGGCGGGCAGAGUUGGCCGAUGCGGUUGCGGUAUGAUGUUGAUUUUCUGGCGGCGUUUCCGUGCCAUCAGGGGCCGCAUGUCCUCUUCUACGACUUCACCUACCGCGCCAUCAAAGUCGACGACGGCCUCGUCGACAUCCAUGACUGGGACCGCCAAUCCGGCCGCUCGACCAUCUCGCGGUCGUCCUCGCGGCCCUCGUCCUCCCAUCACUCUCCUUCCUCUCGCGCUCUAACUACCCGUCCUUCACCCGCUGAUGCAGACCUCGCGCACAUGCAGGUCAAGAAAGUCCUCGUCAUCGAAGCCCUCGGGGUCAGCGACAACGAGGUCUUUGCGAGGGCGUGGUGCAGCCAAUGGGGCCAUUCGGCGGUGGUAGCGAAUAUGAACUACACGUGCUUAGCGUGCGCGGUUAGAGAGGCGUAUGCAGCGUGUGUUAGUGUGGUGAUCUUUACGCAAGGGGGCGUUAAGGGGGAAGGGGAUGAGGGGGUGAAUGGGUGA